Molecule: messenger RNA, 3272 nt
Organism: Danio aesculapii
Lineage: Eukaryota; Metazoa; Chordata; Actinopteri; Cypriniformes; Danionidae
Gene: sh2b3
Product: SH2B adaptor protein 3
Exons: 7
Coding region: 25-1986 (653 amino acids)
Biological process (GO): intracellular signal transduction
Cellular component (GO): plasma membrane
Molecular function (GO): transmembrane receptor protein tyrosine kinase adaptor activity
Source: RefSeq, a predicted model, not a curated record
UUUCCUGCUUUGCUGGUUACUGCAAUGAAUGGUAACACUGUCCAGCAAACCACAAGCACUGCACCGUUCGUAGCACCUCCAUGUGGAUGGAGGGAGUUCUGUGAGUUGCAUGCCAGCACCACGGCCCGAGAACUCGCCCAGCACUACCGGCGCUUCGUCAGAGAGCGGCCGGUGCAGGAUGUGGUCCCGCCGGAAAGUUUCUCCAAGCAGUUCAGCGCCCUGUUCCAGCAUCACUUCAGCUGCGAGGUGGCAAAAAAUGCAGAACCCUCCAUGCGCCCCCCACCACCACCCUUACUACCUAUGACCAGCCGCUUACGCAUUACUUCGUUCUCCGGAGUGCUGGAUUACAGGGAGACCGUGCGGCCUGCUCCGCUAGUUGCCAUAUUAGCGCCCAAACCAGAUACUAGUGGCAUUCCUAGGGAACAGGAGCAGUUGCUGCGCUGCUCUCCUCCAGACACUACACACCGAACGCGGCAUCACAGUCAGGAAAAUGAACGCCCGGACUUGAGGAAUGGCUCGGAAGGACACUCUCCCACUGCAUGCGACUUCCCCUCCCGAAAUGACGUAACUCACAUUUCUGUUAGUCGCAUUCGAGAAAGUGUUUGUCGACUUUUUAAGAAAUCUCCGCAACUUGGCGAAUCCCCAAGUGGUUGCCCAAGGGAUGAGUUGAUCCAGGGUGGCGGAACACCGGCGACUGUUGAAUGCACCCCUCACAACCCACCUGUGCAGGUACCCACCAAUCGCACAUCACAGAGGGCCGCAAUAUGGGAGCGUUUGAAUUCAUGGCGGACUGUGAGACGGAGGCAAGAGUUUGGGAGUGUUUGUAAAGAGGGGCAGCUGAGGUACCUGGAGGUGGACGACACUAUUUCAGACACGGCCCCACAAUGGCAGCGCUGCCGCCUGCAGGUCAGGAGGACCAAUGAGCACACCGCUAGCCAGAGGUACCUGCUAGAUCUCUACGACCCACCCAAGGACUACAGAAUGCCAAAGGUUUCAGUACACUGUUCAGACAUCAAAGAGAUUCGACGCUGUAAUCGCCUAGAGAUGCCUGAUAACAUGAACACAUUCGUCUUAAAGGUUGCUGGCCUCACGGGUAGUUUUAUAUUUGAGGCUGAUAAUGAGCAGCAGGUCAGCUCCUGGACCACUGAGCUCAGAGAGUGUAUCAGCAGCAGGUCAGAUAAUGUGGAUGGAGAACCAUUUCCUGUUAGCGACUCGCUCAGCGCCGCUCGCAGAGGGAGCUCAGAUCCUGGAGGCCAGAGCCCUCUGGGUUUUGGACUUGCAGAGCAGGCCUACAAUAAAACGCAUCACUUCCUGUCCUCUUACUUCUGGUUCCAUGGGCCCAUCUCUCGUGUGCGAGCAGCUUACCUUGUCCAGCACGCCGGGGUCAGUGGUCAUGGGAACUUCCUGGUGAGGCAGAGCGAGACGCGCAGAGGAGAUUACGUGCUCACCUUCAACUAUCAGGGCCGAGCCAAGCAUCUCCGUCUGUCUUUAACUGAAUGGGGUCAGUGUCGUGUGCAGCACCUGCGCUUCCCUUCAGUCAUGGACAUGUUGAGUCACUUCCGCAACUGUCCCAUCCCGCUGGAGUGCGGAGCUGCCUGUGAUGUCAUGCUGGCCAAUUAUGUGUGCGUCAACCCCACACACACAGGUCAGAGCUCUGCUUUUGGGUCUCCAGUGUUGGUGCCUUUCUCUCGCUGGAGUUCAGAGCCCAGUUUGGCUCACUGCAGUCCGGAUUCAUGUCCUCACUCCAACCCUUCCAUGGCCCAGUCCUGUUCGCCGCCUACAGCCGGACUCUCACACCGUACUCCUUCCUUCCUUCCAGACCGUCACCCUCCCCUACACCGCAGCGAGUCUGUGGGCCGCAGAAACCUGCUCCGCCACCCAAACCCACUGCCGCCCCUCCUGCCCAACCGGGACUCGGACUACGAACUGGAGCCGCCUGAUAGGGGGCGCAAGAGAGCCAUCGACAACCAGUAUAUGUUCUUCUGACAGAGGAAGAAAGCGAACAAAAGAAGUCACGGAUGUAAAAAUGCUCCAGAGGUCCUGCCCUGAUGGAGAGCGUUUUCAGCAGCCAAACAGAAAAGAGAUGGAGUCGUGCGAGAUUGUGCGCGAGACUCGAGGCGGAGGCACAAAAAUGUGUGUCGCACGAAACUCCCAGACAUCUAUCGCUGACGGCUGUCUACCUUGUGAAUGUAUUAUACAAUCGUUUCACUAUCAAAUCAGCGUGUGUUUGUAGAAUAACUCCCGAGAAGCAGACAGCAGGCAGGAUUUGGCAGACGGGAAAAGUUUCCAGUUGGUUAGUAAGUCGAACACAAGCCGAGGGUCUGUUUUUGAUGCAGUGAUGUCUACACUGGAUGGGGCUGACAUUGUGACAACUCGAAGGCUGUCGACACUGGAUGAUUCAGCAUAAAAUCACAGUUUUAAUCAGCUGUAAAUCAUUUGUUCUUUUCCAAGAUAUGGAUUUUCAACUUAGUAAUUUAAUUAAUUAAUUAAUUUUACACAUGCAUUCUUUUUCUUAUUAUAUAUAUAUAUAUAUAUAAAUAUAUAUAUAUAGACUGAGUGAGAAUAGCUAAAUUAAACAUGCAAAGCAAAUAGUAUUGGAACAUUCUUUUAUUAUUUCAUAUUCCAUCAGCUUAGUCCCUUAUUUAUGAGGGGUCGCCACAGUGGAAUGAACCACCAACUAUUCCAGCAUACACAGCUGACGCCAUUCCAGCCGAAACCCAGAACUGGGAAACACUCAUACACACUCAUUCACACACACAUUCAUUCAGGACAGCUAAUUUAGUUUAUUCAAUUCACCUAUAGUGCAUGUCUUUGGACUGUAGACAAAACCAGAGGAAACCCACGCCAACACAGGGAGAACAUGCAAACUCCACUCAGAAAUGCCACCUGACCCAGCUAGGACUCGAACCAGCAACCUUCCUGCUAUGAGGCGACAGUGUUAAUCACUGAGCCACCGUGCCGCCCCAGUAUUGGAAUAAAAGAAUGUAAACAAAUAUACAAGUAUACACUUAUAAGUAGUGUAUAUGUAAUAGUCUUACAAAUGCAUAUGCAAUGUAAAAAUCUGUUGUAACUUGGAACCGUUACGUUAAAUUAACUUUUUUUAAUAAUUAUGGACUGAUAAUUAAUUACUUAAUAGUUUUAAGACAAUAUCUCACUUUUGUAAAGUAAAAAUCAACGAAUCACUUUAAAAGCAACAGGUUUAUUCACUUGUUUAAGUAAAAAUCAACUAAUCGCUUUAAAAACGUGAAUAAACCAGUUGCUUUAAAGAAAAA